This is a messenger RNA of Phalaenopsis equestris, 1667 nucleotides long. Its product is annotated as hippocampus abundant transcript 1 protein-like. Gene Ontology annotation, molecular function: transmembrane transporter activity. The record is from RefSeq and is a predicted model, not a curated record. The transcript has 13 exons. Lineage: Eukaryota; Viridiplantae; Streptophyta; Magnoliopsida; Asparagales; Orchidaceae. Bases 142 to 1470 code for a protein of 442 amino acids. Gene Ontology annotation, biological process: transmembrane transport.
CUCACAAGCAAUGAGAAAUAGCAUAACUGCACUCCUCCUUUCUUAACGGAAAUGCUUUACUCUUCCCUCUUCCAGUUCUGCUAUAUAUAUUAACCAUCCAACUGUUCGAUCAUAUGCCUAGAGAGAGAAAGAGAGAGCGAGAUGGAGGAUCUCAAAGGGCUUGGCCACUUGUUCGCAUGUGCCUUUCUCUACACCUUCGCAACCUGCACCGUGAUUCCCUCCAUCACCGACGUCACCAUGGAAGCGCUUUGCCCCGGCGAGGACCGCUGCUCCCUCGCCAUUUAUCUCACCGGUUUUACUCAGGCUAUCACUGGCUUGGGAACUUUUUUGGUGACUCCUGUGAUUGGAAAUCUAUCAGACAAAUAUGGUCGGAAGACUAUGCUUACACUUCCCAUGACAGUUGGAAUAAUCCCCUUAGUUAUCUUGGCAUUUGGUCGCACGAGGCCAUUCUUCUACGUCUACUACUUCAUCAAAAUGUUCACUGGCAUGUUUUCUGAAGGCACCAUGCAAUGCCUCACCCAUGCAUAUGUGGCCGACAAAACAUGCGAGGGGCGGCGGAUCUCGGCUUUUGGUGUGCUCUCCGGCAUCAGUGCCGCCGGAUUCGUAUCGGCAACGCUAGCCGCUCGCUUCAUCCCGUCCUUCCUCACCUUCCAGGUUGCUGCUGCUGUGGCCAUUUCCGCAAUGCUGUACAUGAGAUUCUUCCUCGCCGAGACGGAUGGUGGAGCUUCUCUCGCCGACGAAUCCUGCCGUCUCCUCUGCUCUUCUUCCCCUCCCUCCGACGCCGACUCUCCUGCAAAACUGCCGAUUCUUGGGAAGGCAUCCUCGCUGUUGGACAUGCUUAGCCUUUUCAGAAGUAGCUUUAUACUGUCACGAGCAGCUGUUGUUGCGUUCAUUGAUAGCCUUGGUUCAAGUGGGUUUCAGGCCUCUAUAAUGUACUUCCUUAAAGCUCAGUUCAAAUUCAGCAAAGACCAGUAUGCUGACCUAAUGCUCAUUAGUGGGGUUGCUGGGGCUAUUUCACAGCUGUUUCUUAUGCCUGUCUUAGCACCUGCCAUUGGAGAGGAAAUACUACUUAGCGUGGGCCUCUUGGCAAGUUGUGCAAAUGUUUUACUUACAAGCAUUGCAUGGUCUUCCUGGGUUCCAUAUUUUUCUUCAUCCUUUGUGGUUUUGAGUGUGUUCCUUCACCCUUGUCUAAGAACCAUCGUGUCAAAAAGGGUCGGGCUUAACGAUCAGGGCUUGGCACAAGGUGGAAUUACAGGAAUAAGCUCAAUUGCUAGCAUAAUCUCUCCCAUGCUCUUCACUCCUCUAACAGCUUUGUUCCUCUCGGAAAGUGCUCCAUUUGACUUCAAGGGAUUUAGCCUUAUGUGCUGUGGCCUUGCUCACCUGACAGCAUUCGCUGUGAGUGUUGCUAUGAAUAAUGCUGUUCGGUUAUCGAAGCGGAAAUUUAGUGGUAGCGAAACUGGAGUAGUCUAGCUCUGUGAAGAAAAUGGAGACUUAUUAUAUUUUAAUACUACCCUUGUAUAUAAUACUGAAGCACAACUCAAUUUUAGCACACCUUGCGGUUUGACUGAUGCCAGUAUUGAGAUGAAAGGCCUGCUUUCAACUCAGAAGUUUUUCUGUUUCAAGGCAUUGCUGGUUAGCUACUCUUUUUAGAAACCAGACUCAAUGAG